This is a messenger RNA of Linum tenue, 1226 nucleotides long. Lineage: Eukaryota; Viridiplantae; Streptophyta; Magnoliopsida; Malpighiales; Linaceae. The record is from the annotation of a GenBank genome assembly.
UCCCUAAUCGUUUGAUUGAAAUCAUUCUUCACUGCAGCGUCACCCUCAUUGCCAGUCUCGCCCAGCUUUGACCUGGGUCCACCUGGUUCACCUAACUACCCUGUUCUGGCCGGUUUGGUCAUAUGGGUAUCGGUUUCUUAGUUUUAUACUCGGGCUUCUCUGUUUCCAGUUUCAGCAGCACUUUCUGGAGGAGAUAAAGAGGGAGAGAGGAAUCAAAUAGGAGGUGGGUAACGCCGAAACUUUGGCGGGAGUCACGUUAUUCGCCGAGCCCUCUGUUCGGUUAUUGUAGACAAUCAGAACAUGCGAAGGGAAGGCUGCAGCCUAUACCAGACUCCCCUCUUCUCCCUACAGCCGGAAACUGCUUCUCAGUGUGGGGGAAAAUGGAUAAAGCUAAUGAUAGAGCCAGUGGGUUACUAGGCAGAUUAAGUGGUUUCAUGAGGAGUUGCCUCUUCAGAGUCCUACGCAUGGGUCCAAUCCCAACCCAUUACUCCUUCAUAAUGGAUGGCAAUCGACGUUACGCCAAGAAGGUGAACAUGGGGGAAGGAGCUGGUCACAGGGCCGGUUUCUUCGCCCUAGUCUCGGUGCUCAAGUACUGCUACGAAGUCGGGGUGAAGUACAUCUCCAUCUACGCCUUCAGCAUCGACAACUUCAAGAGGCGCCCCGAUGAAGUCAAGACCAUAAUGGACUUGAUCCUCGAGAAGAUCGAGGGGCUUCUCGAGGAAGGCAGCAUUGCAGAUCAGUACGGCGUUAGGGUUUACUUUGUUGGAAACUUGAAGCUGUUGGACGAGCGAGUGAGGAUCGCAGCGGAGAAAGUCAUGGAGGCUACUGCACAUAACACCAGGUGUGUGCUCUUGAUCUGCAUAGCUUACACUUCAUGCGAUGAGAUUGUGAACUCGGUUAGAGAGUGUUGUAAGGAUAAGUUGGAGGAGAUCGAAGAUAAAGAGGGCGGUGGUGGUGGGGUGGUGGUGAAUGAGCAUUCAGCUAUACAGUUAGUGGACAUUGAGAAGCACAUGUACAUGGGAGUAGCUCCUGAUCCUGAUAUUUUGUUGAGGACAUCAGGGGAGAAGAGGUUGAGCAAUUAUCAGCUAUGGCAGACGACUCAUUGCACGCUGUAUUCUCCCACAGCGUUAUGGCCUGAGAUCAGUCUAUUGCAUGUGGUGUGGGGAAUAUUGAAGUUCCAACGGAGCUAUGCUUACUUCGAGAAGAAGAAGAAGAAGAUGUUGUAG